AUGACGCAAAAAAUCCCACCUGAAUAUCAAAGAGCUCAAUGUAUUGCAUUGAGUAAUGCUGGCUUUUUUUGUCGUGAAGCUAGCAAAUUUAUUGGAAUUUUCAAAUCAUCUGUUCAACGUGCCAUCAAGCGCUUCGAAGAAACAGGUGACUUUCAUGAUCGACGACGUAGUGGUAGACCAAAAAAGCUGAAUGAUCGACAUAUUCAUAUGUUAAAAUGUUUAAUGAAAAAUGAUGGCCGUUAUUCUUCACGUGAAACAACUAUUAAAUUAAAUAAUUCAUUAAAAAAUCCACUGUGUAGAAGAACAAAAAAAGAAAGACUUAAUUGGUGUUUAGCACAUAUAAAUUGGAUCAUAAAUGAUUGGAAACGUGUUAUAUUUAGUGAUGAAAUUACGUUUUAUGUUAUAAAACGUAAAAAUAAAGUUAAAAUAUGGCGUACUAAAGAUGAACGAUGGAAAGAAGAUUGUAUGGAAGUAGCUGCUGUUGUUGUUGGUGGUCAUGUUAAUUUUCGGGUGCAAUUACAUCUGAAGGAACCGGUUGUUUUCGAAUUUAUAGUGAAAAUACUAACAGUAACGUUUAUUGUGACAUUUUAAACAAUUAUUUGAUUCCUACAGUACACUUAUACCAAAUGGGAAAUGAUUAUAUUUACCAAUACGACAAUGCCAGAUAUCAUGUAUCACGACAAGUCCAAGCAAAAUUUCAUGAAUUAGGUGUUGAAUUAUUAGAAUAGACAGCUAAAAGUCCAGAUUUAAAUGUCAUCGAGCAUUUAAGGUCCAUCAUUGAUAAUAAAUUAAAAUCCAGACCAUUAUCUUCUGUAAAAGAAUUAACUGAAGCUUUAUCGAUUGAAUGUUUAUCAAUGAAACCAGAAUUAUGUAAUAAACUAGACUUGUCGAUGUCAAAGAAAAUUCAAAAAUGUAUAGCAAAUAGUCGAAAAUCUAUAGACUGUUAAAUUUUAUUUUAUUUUUUGUAUUGUUUUAUAGUAUUAUUGAUAUUUAUUGUAUAUGUUUCAGAACUUUUUGUCUAUGGAAGAUUUUCGCGCUUUUAUUUUACUUAUAUUAAAACUAGAACUUUUGCGUUUGUAUGACAUAAUAUGAAAGCUUCAGCAAUAAGUACACUUACCAUAUAUAUAAAGUUUAAUUCGACCGAAGUAUAAAAUUUUGCACAAAACAUUCUU
Molecule: messenger RNA, 1172 nt
Organism: Rotaria sordida
Lineage: Eukaryota; Metazoa; Rotifera; Eurotatoria; Philodinida; Philodinidae
Source: the annotation of a GenBank genome assembly